Molecule: messenger RNA, 1693 nt
Organism: Cucurbita pepo subsp. pepo (vegetable marrow)
Lineage: Eukaryota; Viridiplantae; Streptophyta; Magnoliopsida; Cucurbitales; Cucurbitaceae
Gene: TPR5
Product: Tetratricopeptide repeat (TPR)-like superfamily protein
Molecular function (GO): protein binding
Source: RefSeq, a predicted model, not a curated record
AUCCACGGCGAAGUGCUGACCGGAGCGAGGGGGACUGCUUUCAGCGGACGGCUCUGAGUGGACGCUUCGAGAACCACUUUGUGCUACAAUCUCCGUUUAUCCUAUUGUGGGUUUCCUCUGGUCUCCCAUGGCGGAUUCAUCCGGCAAGCACGGGCGUGAUCAGCCUCUGGAUUUCCAGGGGUUUUUGAAUGACUUGCAGGAUUGGGAACUCUCCCUUAAUGGAAGAGACAAGAAAUUGAAGCCACAUGCCAUUAGUAAAGAAAAGGAGGGUGGAAGGCAGCCAGUUAAAGCUACAGCAGCUGAUUACUUGAAGCACUAUGAUGCAGUUAAGAGUCUAUCAACAAAAUCUCAUACCGAGCAGAGUUUUGUUGAUGCUGCUUCAGAGAAAGAACAGGGUAACGAGUAUUUUAAGCAAAAGAAGUUUAAGGAAGCUAUUGGCUGCUAUUCAAGAAGCAUUGCUUUGUCUCCAACAGCUGUAGCCUUUGCAAAUAGGGCCAUGGCCUACCUAAAAAUCAGAAGAUUUCAGGAAGCUGAGGAUGACUGUACAGAGGCCUUAAAUUUAGAUGAUCGAUAUAUUAAAGCAUAUUCACGCAGAGCAACAGCUAGAAAGGAACUUGGGAAGGCUAAAGAAGCCUUGGAAGAUGCUGAAUUUGCUCAGAGGUUGGAGCCUAACAACCAAGAGAUCAAGAAGCAACAUGCUGAGCUCAGAGCUUUUGUUGGAAAAGCAAUUCUUGAGAAGGCAUCUGGUGCUUCGAGAAGCUCCACGAAAGAGAAGAAGAUGGUUGGAAAAUCUGACUCUGAAGCAAAAAUUCAGGACAUCCCUCCAGUCUCAAGCAGCACACUAAGGUCGGGGUUAUCGGCAGCUCAAGACCACAUUGAAGAAAAUGGUGGAGAAAAAGCUGUCAAGGAAUCUGCACGUUUAGAGGGAACCGAGGGCAGAAGUACAGGAGCUGAAAUCAGAUACAAAAGAGAAGCAACAAAUGGUGUUCACAAAGACCCAAAUUCGAAUUUGGGGGCACUGGAGAGAAAUCAUGUUUCAAGAAAGCAGGAACUGAAGCCUUCAGUUCAGGAACUUGCUUCUCGAGCAGCUUCUAGAAGUAUGGUUGAAGCUGCAAAAAACAUUGUAGCCCCAACCACUGCCUAUCAAUUUGAAGUUUCUUGGCGAGGAUUCUCUGGUGAUCGUGCACUGCAGGCUCAACUUCUAAAGGCCAUCUCUCCAGCCAAGUUGCCUCCGAUAUUCAAGAAUGCACUAUCAGCUCCAAUUUUAAUAGACAUUGUCAAGUGCGUGGCUACCUUUUUCACCGAAGAGAUGGCUUUGGCUAUCAGUUUCUUAGAAAAUUUAGCCAAGGUCCCAAGAUUCAGCAUACUCAUGAUGUGUCUUCCAUCCAAUGAAAAGUCUGAUCUCCUCAAGAUUUGGGAUGGAGUAUUUUGUGAUGAGGCUGUUCCAAUUGAGUACGCAGAAAUGCUCGACAGCUUGCGUUCAAAGUAUUUCCUUAAAUUAUGACAAACGUUGCUUGAAUGAGAAGAAGCACUUGCCUCUCUUAAAGUCAACCCUGCUGCUUUUCUUCAGUGUAAAGUAUCCACUUACUUGCUCCUCUGUUUUUGGGGUCACAGUUUGACAAUUGGCAUGUUAACAUAUGUGACUAAAAAAAUGUCCCAUUUCUAGAGCAAUCUACCUGUCAAUUCUCUUCUA